Molecule: messenger RNA, 1823 nt
Organism: Nomascus leucogenys (northern white-cheeked gibbon)
Lineage: Eukaryota; Metazoa; Chordata; Mammalia; Primates; Hylobatidae
Gene: ZNF875
Product: zinc finger protein 875
Exons: 2
Coding region: 546-1706 (386 amino acids)
Biological process (GO): regulation of transcription by RNA polymerase II
Molecular function (GO): RNA polymerase II cis-regulatory region sequence-specific DNA binding; DNA-binding transcription factor activity
Source: RefSeq, a predicted model, not a curated record
UUCGCCAUGCUGGCCAGGCUGGUUGAGAACUCCCAACCUCAGAAUCAAAGCCAGAAAUUCAACUUUGUUCCUCCUGCCCUCUGAUUUUCUCCAAUCAGCAAGCUCUCAGCCAACAUGUGUGGCUGAGUCAUCUCUCUCAUUUGUUUUCAAGUUUAUGGGCAGGAAAUCCUCUCCAGCUGGGAAAACACUAUCCAGAAGAUCAGAAACAACAGCAGGAUCCAUUCUGCUUGAGUGGCAAAGCAGAAUGGAUUCAAGAGGGAGAAGACUCCAGACUCCUCUUUGGGAGAGUAAGCAAAAAUGGCACUUCAAAGGCACUUUUCAGCCCACCUGAAGAACAGCCAGCACAGUCCAAGGAAGACAACACAGUGGUGGAUAUAGGGCCCAGCCCUGAACAGAAGGCAGACCUUGAGGAAACAGACAAAGUAUUGCAUGGUUUAGAAGUGUCAGGAUUUGGAGAAAUCAAAUAUGAAGAGUUUGGGCCAGGCUUUAUCGAGGAGUCAAAGCUCCUUAGCCUCCAGAAGACACAAACUGGGGAGACAGCUUACAUGUACACUGAGUGGGGAGACAGCUUUGGCGGUAUGUCAAUCCUCAUCAAAAACCCAAGGACACACUCUGGGGGAAAGCCUUAUGUGUGCAGGGAAUGUGGGCGAGGCUUUACGUGGAAGUCAAACCUGAUCACACAUCAGAGGACACACUCAGGGGAGAAACCUUAUGUGUGUAAGGAUUGUGGACGAGGCUUUACGUGGAAGUCGAACCUCUUUACCCAUCAGCGGACACACUCAGGGCUCAAGCCUUAUGUGUGCAAGGAAUGUGGGCAGAGCUUUAGCCUGAAGUCAAACCUCAUCACCCACCAGAGGGCGCACACUGGGGAGAAGCCUUAUGUUUGCAGGGAAUGUGGGCGUGGCUUUCGCCAGCAUUCACACCUGGUCAGACACAAGAGGACACAUUCAGGAGAGAAGCCUUAUAUUUGCAGGGAGUGUGAGCAAGGCUUUAGACAGAAGUCACACCUCAUCAGACACUUAAGGACACACACAGGAGAGAAGCCUUAUGUAUGCACAGAAUGUGGGCGUCACUUUAGCUGGAAAUCAAACCUCAAAACACAUCAGAGGACACACUCAGGGGUUAAACCUUAUGUCUGCCUGGAGUGCGGGCAGUGCUUUAGCCUGAAGUCAAACCUUAACAAACACCAGAGGUCACACACAGGGGAGAAGCCGUUUGUAUGUAUGGAGUGUGGGCGAGGCUUUACCCGGAAAUCAACCCUCAUCACGCACCAGAGGACACACUCAGGGGAGAAGCCAUUUGUAUGUGCUGAGUGUGGACGAGGCUUUAAUGAUAAGUCCACCCUCAUUUCACACCAGAGGACACAUUCAGGGGAAAAGCCUUUUAUGUGCAGGGAGUGUGGCAGAAGGUUUCGGCAGAAGCCUAACCUAUUUAGGCACAAGAGGGCACACUCAGGUGCCUUUGUGUGCAGGGAGUGUGGGCAAGGCUUUUGUGCUAAGUUAACUUUCAUUAAACACCAGAGGGCACACUCAGGGGGGAAGCCUCAUGUGUGCAGGGAGUGUGGGCAAGGCUUUAGCCGGCAGUCACACCUCAUUAGACACCAGAGGACACAUUCAGGAGAGAAGCCUUAUAUUUGCAGAAAGUGUGGGCGAGGCUUUAGUCGGAAGUCCAACCUUAUCAGACAUCAGAGGACACACUCAGGAUAGAAACUUUAUGUGUACAGGGAAUGUGGUACAGCCUUUUGCCAGGAGUCAUACUUCAUCAGACAUCAGGGGACACACACAGCGCUGUGGCUUUGUCAGCCAUUGCUAGAUACCAAAGUG